Messenger RNA from Equus quagga, 2997 nucleotides. RefSeq names its product complement C3a receptor 1 (gene C3AR1). Gene Ontology annotation, cellular component: plasma membrane. The transcript has 2 exons. The coding region runs from base 160 to 1611 and encodes 483 amino acids. The record is from RefSeq and is a predicted model, not a curated record. Gene Ontology annotation, molecular function: complement component C3a receptor activity; G protein-coupled receptor activity; complement component C5a receptor activity. NCBI's taxonomy places the organism in Eukaryota, Metazoa, Chordata, Mammalia, Perissodactyla, Equidae. Gene Ontology annotation, biological process: complement receptor mediated signaling pathway; phospholipase C-activating G protein-coupled receptor signaling pathway; chemotaxis.
AUAGUAGCCAAAAGCGUGGAGUUUACCAUCAGAACCCAAGAAGGGAAGAAAGAAGAGCUCAGCGCGUUUCCUAAACAUACUUCACAACUUGACUGCAGUUAAGUGUGGGGACCAGACAGGACGCCUUCACUUACUGUCUCGGGUUUUUGAAAUUUAGCAAUGGAGUCUUUCUCUGCUGAGAGCAAUUCAACUGACCUACACUCACAGCCCCAGAAUAAACUUCAAGUAAUUCUCUCCAUGGUCAUUCUCAGCCUCACUCUCUUAUUGGGAUUGCCAGGCAACGGGCUAGUGCUGUGGGUGGCUGGCCUAAAGAUGAAGCGAACAGUGAACACAGUUUGGUUUAUCCAUCUCACGGUGGCGGACUUUCUUUGCUGCCUCUCCUUGCCCUUCUCCCUGGCUCACUUGGCUCUCCAAGGACACUGGCCGUAUGGUUGGCUCCUAUGCAAGCUCAUCCCCUCCAUCAUUGUCCUCAACAUGUUUGCCAGCGUCUUCCUGCUGACUGCCAUUAGCCUGGACCGCUGUCUUUUGGUCCUCAAGCCAAUCUGGUGCCAGAAUCACCGCAAUGUGGGGACAGCCUUCACUAUCUGUGGAUGUAUCUGGGUGGUGGCUUUUGUAAUGUGUAUACCUGUGUUCAUAUACCGGGAAAUGUUCAGUGUAGACAAUCAUAAUAUGUGCGGCUACAAUUUUGGUCCCUACAGUUCAUUAGAUUACUCAGACUUCACCUUUGAUCUACUGGAAAACGGAUCUCUUGACAAUGCCUUCGUUCAACUACCUGGAGAAAUGAAUAAUAGGUUAGAUUCUUUCUCUUUACAAGCAGGUGAUCCUUGGACAGCUACCACUGUUCUCCAUUCUCAAACAUUUCAAAGACCAUCUGGAGAUUCACUGUCUACGGAUUCUGCUAGAUUAUCCAAUCAACAUCUAUAUUAUAAUUUAUUUAAACCUGCUGAUGAGAUUUCACCUACAGGCCCCGGUGGGUUUCCCAUUGAAGAUCACAGAAUUAACCCACUGGAUAACUCUGAUGCUUCUCUCUCUACUGAUUUAGAGCUUUUCUCUAAUGCUUCCAGCAAUUCAUUCUACACUUAUGAGCCAUCGCAAGAUUUCCUGGAUGAUAAUUUAGGCCAAUUUGCAUACAGCAAUCAAAUGUCAACACCCCUUGUGGCAAUAACCAUCACCAGGCUAGUGGUGGGUUUCCUGGGGCCCUUUCUUAUCAUGGUGGCCUGUUACAGCCUUAUUAUCUUACGAAUGCGACGGGGCCGCCUUACCAAGUCUCGGAGCAAAACCUUGCAAGUGGCCAUGGUGGUGGUGGUGGUCUUCUUUGUCUGCUGGGCUCCAUACCACAUUGUUGGAGUCCUAUUAUUGUUUAUUGACUCAGAAACUCCCUUUGGGGAAGCUCUGCUGGCCUGGGACCAUGUGUCCAUUGCUCUAGCAUCUGCCAAUAGUUGCUUCAAUCCCUUCCUCUAUGCCCUCCUGGGGAAAGAUUUUAGGAAAAAAGCAAGGCAGUCCAUGCAGGGCAUUCUAGAGGCAGCUUUCAGUGAGGAGCUCACACACUCUACCAGCUGUACCCCAAGCAAAGUCUUUUCGGAAAAAAACAGCAUCAGUACAGUUGUGUGAAAAUGUGGAGCAAUUGAUGGAAGGAGAGGCUCUUAGGUAUUCACCCAGUGCAACAUGUUUCUAAAGGGACAAGGAAUAUGGUGAGCAGGGGAUUUCAGAAACCAUCAAAGAGUCAAUCAGUCCAGAAGUUCUCAAAGUGUGGUCCCAGACUAGUGACAUCAGCAUCAACUGGAAACUUGUUAGAAAUGAAAAUUCUGGAGCCCCUCCAGAUCUGCUGAAUCAGAACCUCCGGCUGUGGGACCCAGCAAAUAUUUUAAGAAGCUCUCAUUUCUGAUGAAUCCUAAAUUUGAGAAUCAUUGUAAAAAUUAGUCUCCUUCUAUCCCAAACUAAGCCACGUGAGAUAAAUGAGAAUCUAGUCUGUUUUAAAAUGAUGUUACCAUCAUUAAAGUUUUUCUUUAGCAUUAUCUAUAUCCCCUUGCAGAUUCCAUUUAAAACCAUUUCUUCCAGUCAUACCUAAGUGGAAGAUGAUCAUUUAUUCUAUGGCUUUGUUGUGGUGGUGGUAGUGACUGUGGUGGUGGUUGGCGGUGGCUUUAAACAAAAAGAAAGUGGAAACAGAAAAAGUCUUUGAAACAAGGACUUCUAAGACUGAGUCUGAAGCAGAGUACAAUGCCGGAUGCCUGCUAUUUGGAAUACGCCUGGAGAGAGGACAUAGGAAUUUCAAGUUUCCAUUAUUGCAACUACAUAAGCAUCUAUUGUGUAAAGACAGACUACUAAGACAUCCAAAAACUUACUCACGAAGUGGUAUGUAAGCUGCGGUUUGGGGAGUUCUCUAUUUUCUGAUACUUACGGUAUUUCGAAAUCAUAUCCUUAUGCUGUUAGUUUUUGUAGACAUGAUAAAAUGACUUCUUGUUUUGAAAGAUAAUUUUGUCCAAACACAUUAGUAUUUUUUGUUUAUCUAGCAUCCCAAUAUUCGUUAACCAUCAUACUUUAAUUUGUUCAUGACCACACAUUUUCUUCUACUUUGUCUAAUCUUUCCAACCAUAUAUACAGCUUUCCUUCUAUCCUUCUUUCACUUUCUAAAAGCAUUCAACUCCCUAUCACCUUCUCAUUUUUCUCUGUAUAUAAACUUUUAUGUUAAACCAGUAAAAUUUUAGGUUUGUUUGUACUACAACAUAGCCUCAUCUAAGCUGAAGAUGAUGAUUUAACCUAACAAAUAGAAAAUAAGAUGUUUUAGACUCGUAAGGCACUACUAUAUGUUCACUGGUUGAGGUGAGGGUGUAGGACUACAAAUUUCUUAUAAAGUACUAUGCAGAAGAAUUUCAAAUCACUAGGAAUAGCUUCAGUUGUGAGGUAAUAAUGUCUGACACGACAUAAGAUUUGCAAUGCUACCUUCCAAUUUAAUCUGUUUAUAUAUUUGAUGUGAAUAAAUGCUUUCUUUCUCAUGGU